GAGUGCAACUCAACAACAGCAGAAAUCAGUUAUUGUGGUCUUCGUCGUUUGACGGUGUCAUUCAUAAAAGUGCUUUUGCUACGAACGGAUACGGUUACUUUACUCGUACAAUUUUACAAGUCGAAAAAAAAAAAACAAACAAACAAACAAUCCAACCGAUAUCGCGAAGAGUGAGAAUAAGAAAAUACAAAAGCAAAAUUUAAAAAUUAACUAAAUUAAAUAAUAAAAAAUAUAUUCAUAAAAUUAAAAAAAUAACGAAAAAAAAAAACUAAAACAACAACAAAGAUUUGAAAAUAAAGUUAAAAAAUUGUUUAUACCUAUAAAAUACUAUAGUGAACUAAACUUGUUGGUUGGCCGGGUUGUCUGUGGCCUGGCUUAAACUCUAUUAACUUGACUUAUAACUUACAAUUUAAGUGUUUUUUGUUGCUGUUGUUGUUAUUCUGUUAGACAACAAACAAAUAAUAAAAUAUACAACAACAAACACAUGGUGGCUCUGUGUGAGAAGGAUUUUUUGAACAUAAAUUUUUUUCAUUAAAAAAACAACUUUUUCCAUGAGCGUAAAAAGUAAAUAAAUACAAAAAAAAACUUUUUGUUUUGCAAUUUUGAGAUUUGAUUUUUGUUUUUGUUAAAAAAAAAAACAUUAUUAACAAUAUAAUAAACAAUAAAAAGUAAAAUAAAACAACAACAUCGAAAAAAAGUUAAAUAAAUAUGAGCAAUACAAUGACCGCUCAUGAACCCAUAAACUACUUGGAUAGCAUCCUUAACGAAGAGGAGAAACGCUGUGAGUACAGUCAUCAAUGGCGCAAUUUCACCAUAUCACGUUCAGGUCGCUUUAAAUCAAAAAACAAACAUCGUAAUGCUGUCGAUGGUAAAAUGUUUGAUCAUACAGCAGGCACAACAUCUAAUACAUCAUCAUCUUCAUCAUCGGUAGCUUCAGCAGCAAUGGGAACUUCAUCAGCUUAUAGUACAUCCUCCUUAGAUAAGGAUAAGAUCUCAUCACAUUAUGGUUCAUCAACAUUUGCCUCAACAAAAUCCUAUCAAAAUCAAACCGCUUCUACAAAAUCGAUCUCAUCAUCAUCAUCAUCGGCCAAUACAAGACAACGUGACAAAAUGGAAACCUAUAAAAGUUACUAUGAGACAAAUUUAUAAAGGCAAAAACAAAAAUGUUCUUUAAUUUUUUUUGUUGCUUAAAAUAUUAAAGAAAAAAAAAGAACAUAUAACUUAAGAGCCACACAAAAAUGUUUAAUAACAAUGAUAAUUGAAAUUUUGUUAGCAAUUUUUACUAUUUUUUUUUUAUGCUACUUAUUACUACUACUUAUGAGAAACUCAGCGUAUGAAAAAAAAGAAAUUUUAUGUUGAAAAUCUUUUCCAAUGAUUAGAGAAUACACAUUUCUAAAAUAUUAUGAAUAUUUGAGUUUUUCUUUAAAUAUUUUAUAAACAUGUUUGCUGAUUUUUAUUUGAUUUCUUUGUUAAUUUUAUUUUGAAUAAUUUUUAUAACUUUAUAUUGUUGGCAUUAACACAAUGUGUGUAUUUAUUAAGGCGCAGUUAGAGAAUAUAUAUUUGAAAACUAUAAUUAUUGAAAUUCAAAUAUAAAUAAUGGACUUACAUACAUACAUAUACUUACUAUACAUAUCUAUAUAUAUUAUUUGAAAUAAAUAUAUUUAGUUUAAGUAAAAUUAUUUAAAGUAUAACUUUUUAAAAUUGACCUUUAAAUAGUGGGGAAAUAAAUUAAAAAAAAGGAAAAUUUAAGGAUUUUUUGAAAUUUUCUUAAGGUUUCAAUUGAGGUAUAAUAAGAACAAAUUAUAAAAAAAAAAAAUAAUAUUUUGCAAAUUGCAAAAUGGUUUUGUAAUUGAUAUCUUUAGCACCAAGAGAUAGAAACGAUUUUUAAACAAUUACGAUAAACUUUAUUUUUGGUAUAAAGUUCGGUUCCCACGAUAUUUGAAACUACACUUCUAAGCCACAUGAUUCACAUGUGCUUUUUCUAUAGUCUAUAUAACAGUUUUUUUUUCUAUAGAAAAUAUUCUAUAUAACAGUAUUCCCUAUAGACAAUUUUCAUAAUAAUUUUAUUUUCUAUGGAAAAUAUUAUGUAUAACAGUUUUUCUUUUAUUCUGUAUAACAGUUUUUUUAUAGACAAAUUGUUUAGUUUUUUCUAUUAAAAAGAAUGUUUUAAACAAAUUUCUUGUAAAGAAUUCUAAUGAGAAAACUAUUUUGUUUUAAUAAUAUGAAAAAGUUUCAAUUAUAAUUCGAAUGUAAGUCAGACAACAAAAAGGUCUUCUGUAUCGGAAACAAAUUUCAAAAUCUCCAUUUUAAAGGUCAUCUAAAUAAAGUUCAAGAAUAAUUGUUUUUAAACAACGAAAUAAACUAAAGUUUAAAACAACAACAUUAUCAUAUGCCAAAUAGCAAAAAAAAAAAAAAAAAA
Lucilia sericata (common green bottle fly) is the source of this 2419-nucleotide messenger RNA. RefSeq names its product vitellogenin-A2. The coding region runs from base 709 to 1149 and encodes 146 amino acids. Lineage: Eukaryota; Metazoa; Arthropoda; Insecta; Diptera; Calliphoridae. The transcript is spliced from 3 exons. The record is from RefSeq and is a predicted model, not a curated record.